AUGGUUGUGAGUUUGAAAAAUUUUAAGCUUUUCAGCAAGAAAAAUUUUUACAGGUCAAAGUUACCACUGCUAUUCCAAUUGAGGAACUUGUCAAGAAGCACAGUGAUGUCAAUGAAUUCUUGAUCAAAAAAUGGGAGAGAAUCUUCAGCCUCUUCUUCGACAGAAACGCAUCGCAUCAAGUCGAUUGGGGAGAUUUCUAUUUGGUUGUCAAGGUGAGUCUGGUUGUGAAUUUAUUUGAAAAUCUAUAGAUUCCCUUUCAGAAAGUCCGUGACAUCUAUGGUGCUGAAUCGGUGCAAACAGAUUUCGCCAAAAAAUCAUUGGCCGCACUUUGGGAUGGUCUUUGCACAAUCGCCGACAAAGACAAGGAUCAAUUGAUUUCCAUCGAUGAAUGGAUCGGGCUUCUCAAGAAAACCGACGCGAAAAAUGAACCAAAAUGGUUCAAGGAUUAUCAAAACUUCAUGUUCAAGUUAUUCGACGUUUCGUGCGAUGGAGUUAUGGAUCUUGCUGAAUACACCGAUGGAAUGAAUACCUAUGGAUUCACACCUGCUGAAUGCGACGCGGCUUUCAGAAAAUUCUCGGUGGAUAAGAAGGGUCAAUAUGUUCCACAAAUGAAGCCGGAAGUUUGGAACACGUAUUUCCAUCAACUUUUCUACUCGACAAAUAAAAAUGACUUGGGAAAUCAUCUUUUCGGCGUCGUCAACUUCUAA
Messenger RNA from Caenorhabditis angaria, 707 nucleotides. NCBI's taxonomy places the organism in Eukaryota, Metazoa, Nematoda, Chromadorea, Rhabditida, Rhabditidae. The record is from the annotation of a GenBank genome assembly.